ACGAAACGAUUAAUAUAUAUCUCACCAAGUACAUCGUCUCUUUAAAUCAAAUUAAAUAACACUGAGUUAUUUUUAUUAUUCUCCGAUUGUGGGAUUCUACAAAUAUAAAUAUUGAAUUAAAUAACUAACAUUCUCACAGAACACAUCUCAUUAACCCCUCCAUCAAAGCUUCGACCUAAGAACGGAACCCUUCAAGAUGCCCCACGCGGUAUCCUUACCCGCGACAGGCCUGCAAGCCUUGAUUUUGUGUGGUCCUGGAUCUUCAUUUCCGACUUUCACAUCAAAUCCAGAUGAGAAUCCUAAGGCUUUAUUACCUAUUGCGAAUAGACCGAUGGUUUGGUAUCCCAUCGAUUUUUGUUAUCGUACAGGGAUCACAAACAUCACUCUCAUCUGCCCUCCUUCGGCUGCUGAUGCCAUCACCACAGCGCUUAACACAAAUCCUUUCCUUACUGGUCUACCUCAUCCUCGUCCAGAUCUUGUAGCGCCACAUGGUCUAGACCAGAAUACGGGUACCGCAGAGAUAUUGCGAUUACCCGAAAUUCGAGAGCUCGUCACAUCCGACUUCAUAGUUCUACCAUGCGAUCUAGUCUGUGAAUUGGGAGGUGAUAAACUCUUACAAGCAUGGAUAGUUAAGGCCGCCAGUCUACCAGAUCUCUUAGGCGAUGGCGAACCUCCAUAUGGCAACGGCGGUCUAGGAGUAUGGUACGAGACAAAAACGGAGACUCCUAUCAAGGGUGAAGAAACCGAUUUCAUCAUAACUGCGCCAAUGUCGAAACCAGCAGUGCCUACAUCCAAAGACUCGCUCCUGUCACAUCUUUCCUACCUAACUUACUCUAUGCCAAAAGAUUCGCUUAAUGAUCUUGUAGAUCAAAAGAGCAGUUUCCCCAUACGACAUGGUUUAUUGCGCAGUCAUCCCAAGUUAAGAAUGUUGACGACACAUCGAGAUGCGCAUAUCUACAUCUUACCAAAAUGGAUUCUAGACUUCGUUCAGGAAAACGAGCGUUUAGAAACAAUUGGAGAAGACGUUAUUGGCUGGUGGGCGAAGGCGAAUUGGGAGACGGGUCUUUUCGAGAAGUUAGGUAUGAAAAAGGUCAUUGAAGGUCGCAAAGAAGAAUCAGAAGCAGAAAAGUCGACACGCGGUGGUAUCACUCAACCGAAUGACAGCCCUCUACAAUCACCAUUCACCACACGAGAACCUUAUGAAACCUCACCUCCUGGGGGAUUUCAAAAGAGAAGAGAUGACAGACUAUUAAUCAAACCAAAGGAGACUACCGUACCACCUAUUUUAGCAUACAUUCAUCCCAAUCGUACGGAUGCUCCUUUACUACGUCGUGUAGACACAGCCCAGCUUCUACUUUCUAUAUCAUUACAAUUAGCAAAGCUUCCUUCGGUUGAGGAGUCUGGCAUCGAGACGGCAUCUCCAUUUGCUCAUUCCAAGAAGGUUGCAUAUCCCGAAGGUGUUAAGCCACGAACCACUAUCACGAGACAAGAUUGUUUAAUUGCCGAUAAUGUCAUGGUGGAAGAGAAGACCUCAAUAAAAGAAAGUGUCAUUGGAGCCAACUGCCAGAUUAAGGAGGGCGCAAAGUUAUUCCAAUGUCUCUUGAUGGAUGGCGUGGUAGUUGGCAAAGGUUGUAAAUUGACUCGUUGCAUCCUAGGAAAAAGGAGCGAGGUCGGAGAAGGAUCGACACUCACGGACUGUGAAGUACAGGAAAACUUGUUGGUAGAACCAAGAACCGAGGACAAAGACAGCAAACUUAUGAGCUCAUCCGGACUCGAAGCCAGUGAGCAAGAAAUGCAAGACGCAUUAGAAGAUUUUGAUGAGGGUGACGGAGAUAAUACCAUGAUAGGUUAAGUUGCCCUUUUGUGGGUAAAUUAAGAAACACCCUACUAUCCAGGUCGUCGGUAUCAGUACAACCAAAAUUCCUCUCUAGCAACGAUUAGAUCUCUAGCUCAGGGUCAUCCAUUCAAAGCUAAAUGCUUUCAUAGCCAC
Messenger RNA from Hypoxylon trugodes, 1990 nucleotides. RefSeq lists its product as uncharacterized. Gene Ontology annotation, cellular component: eukaryotic translation initiation factor 2B complex; guanyl-nucleotide exchange factor complex. Gene Ontology annotation, biological process: cytoplasmic translational initiation. The coding region runs from base 197 to 1852 and encodes 551 amino acids. Gene Ontology annotation, molecular function: guanyl-nucleotide exchange factor activity; translation initiation factor activity. The transcript is spliced from 3 exons. The record is from RefSeq and is a predicted model, not a curated record. Lineage: Eukaryota; Fungi; Ascomycota; Sordariomycetes; Xylariales; Hypoxylaceae.